Molecule: messenger RNA, 316 nt
Organism: Struthio camelus australis
Lineage: Eukaryota; Metazoa; Chordata; Aves; Struthioniformes; Struthionidae
Source: RefSeq, a predicted model, not a curated record
GCGGGAAGCCAUGCUGGAGGUCAUGCUGCACCAGAAAUACAGGAAGGAGAUGCUGGAGGAGAUCUGUCCGCCCCCUGCUCCCAUGGAGUCCAUCUCCACCACGCACCAGGACUACCGUGCAGAGGGCUUUCAGCCUGCACCGCUGCCUGCCACCCAGCCCCACGACUGCUACACGGAGCAGCCCCACAGCUACUGGCUGGAGCAAGCCCACCGCGUGCCCGGUGUCACCAGCAUCUGCACCACGGACACCCCCUUUCGGAGGAACGCGGCCUUCUCCACCCCCAUCACGGAGUACCUGGGCCAGCCACUGCCCUGA